This is a messenger RNA of Colletotrichum higginsianum IMI 349063, 3360 nucleotides long. Its product is annotated as SNF2 super family protein. The record is from RefSeq and is a predicted model, not a curated record. Gene Ontology annotation, molecular function: histone binding; ATP binding; ATP hydrolysis activity. NCBI's taxonomy places the organism in Eukaryota, Fungi, Ascomycota, Sordariomycetes, Glomerellales, Glomerellaceae. Bases 1 to 3360 code for a protein of 1119 amino acids. Gene Ontology annotation, biological process: nucleosome organization; regulation of transcription by RNA polymerase II. The transcript has 4 exons. Gene Ontology annotation, cellular component: nucleus; chromatin.
AUGGCGCCUCGCUCAAGAGCUGCUGCGGUCGACACUGACGCGUCAAUGUCGGACGCUGCAGAGCCUCAUCCAGUGGAAGGGAUGGAAGUCGACGAGACACCCGACUACACCGACUCAGACACCAAUGCGAACACCACUGCCAGUAGUGUUGUGGGUGAACCUCUUGGCGAUGGCCGUAAGAGACGGUCUGAGGCCAACCAGCUUCGUCGCAGCAUCUUCGGCAAGAAGCAUGAUCGCUUAGGUGAAUCAAAGGAAGAAGACAGUAUUCGACGAUUUCGAUACCUGCUGGGCCUCACGGACCUCUUCCGCCAUUUUAUCGAAACGAACCCCAAUCCUAAGAUUCGGGAAAUUAUGACCGAGAUCGACCGACAGAACGCAGAAGCAUCAAAGAGCAAGAAAAAGGGUUCGCGACAGGGCGGCGCUAGCAACGAGCGACUGCGUCGGACUGAGGCCGAGGAAGAUGCCGAGCUGCUCCAAGACGAGAAGCAUGGUGGCUCUGCCGAGACCGUCUUCCGCGAGUCGCCCGCCUUCAUUCAAGGCCAGAUGAGAGAUUACCAGGUCGCCGGUCUUAACUGGCUAAUUUCUCUCCAUGAAAAUGGUAUCUCUGGCAUUCUUGCCGACGAGAUGGGUCUUGGCAAGACCCUGCAAACAAUUGCGUUCUUGGGCUACUUGAGACACAUUAUGGGUAUUACAGGACCACACAUCGUCAUCGUUCCGAAGUCGACAUUGGACAACUGGAAGCGAGAGUUCGAGAAGUGGACACCCGAGGUCCACGUACUGGUACUGCAGGGCGCGAAGGAAGAGCGCAACGCACUCAUCAACGACAGGUUGGUCAACGAAGACUUCGAUGUCUGCAUCACGAGUUAUGAAAUGGUUUUGCGCGAGAAGGGCCAUCUAAAGAAGUUCGCAUGGGAGUACAUCAUCAUCGACGAAGCUCACCGCAUCAAGAACGAGGAGUCAUCACUGGCCCAAGUCAUCCGUGUUUUCAACUCCCGAAACCGCCUUUUGAUCACCGGUACCCCCCUCCAGAACAACCUGCACGAGCUGUGGGCUCUGCUCAACUUCUUGCUUCCCGACGUCUUCGGUGACUCCGAGGCCUUUGACCAGUGGUUCUCUGGCCGAGAACAGGACCAGGACACUGUUGUCCAACAACUCCAUCGUGUACUGAGACCCUUCUUGCUCCGAAGGGUCAAGAGCGAUGUCGAGAAGAGCCUUUUGCCCAAGAAGGAGGUCAAUGUCUACCUUGGCAUGUCCGAGAUGCAGAUCAAGUGGUAUCAGAAGAUUCUCGAGAAGGACAUAGACGCUGUCAACGGUGCCAACGGAAAGCGAGAGUCCAAGACGAGAUUGCUGAACAUCGUCAUGCAGUUGCGAAAGUGCUGCAACCACCCUUACCUCUUUGAAGGCGCCGAGCCCGGCCCACCGUACACCACCGAUGAGCAUCUUAUCUACAACGCCGGCAAGAUGGUUGUUCUGGACAAGUUGCUGACCAGGAUGCGAAAGCAGGGCAGCAGAGUCCUUAUCUUCUCGCAGAUGAGCCGUCUCUUGGACAUCCUUGAAGACUACUGUGUGUUCAGGGAGUACAAGUACUGCCGCAUUGACGGUGGGACGGCACACGAGGAUCGUAUUGCCGCCAUUGACGAGUACAACAAGCCAGGCUCUGAAAAGUUCAUCUUCCUGCUCACGACGAGAGCAGGUGGUCUGGGCAUCAACCUCACCACUGCCGACAUUGUUGUGCUUUACGACAGCGAUUGGAAUCCUCAGGCUGAUUUGCAAGCCAUGGAUCGUGCUCAUCGUAUCGGCCAGACCAAGCAGGUCGUGGUGUAUCGUUUCGUGACUGAUAAUGCAAUUGAGGAGAAGGUCUUGGAAAGAGCCGCCCAGAAGCUGCGUCUCGAUCAACUUGUUAUCCAGCAAGGCCGUGCUCAGGUGGCGGCAAAGGCCGCCGCCAACAAGGAUGAGCUUCUCUCCAUGAUCCAGCACGGCGCCGAGAAGGUCUUCCAAAACAAGGGUGCCAACGCUAUGCUCGCGAACAAGGGCGCUGACCUGGACGAUGACGAUAUCGACAACAUUCUCGCCUCGGGUGAAUCGAGGACGAAGGAACUCAACGCCAAAUAUGAAAAGCUCGGAAUCGAUGACCUACAGAACUUCACGUCCGAGUCUGCCUACACCUGGAACGGUGAGGAUUUCAAGACCAACAAGAAGGACAUUGGCAUGAACUGGAUCAACCCCGCCAAGCGUGAGCGCAAGGAGCAGUCCUAUUCUAUGGAUAAAUACUUCCGCCAGGCUAUGUAUCCUCCCAAGGAAAAGGACACCAAACCCAAGGCCCCGCGAGCUCCGAAGCAGGUGCCUGUGCACGACUACCAGUUCUAUCCGCCUAGAUUGCGCGAUCUCCAGGACCGUGAAACGGCGUACUACCGCAAGGAGAUCGGUUACAAAAUUCCGCUUGCUGAUGGCGAUGACGACAACCUUGACGAGCGUGAGGCGGAGCGUGCGCUGGAUCAGCAAGAGAUUGAUAGCGCCACGCCUCUCACCGAGGAGGAGCAGGAGGAGAAGCAGCGUCUUUCACAGCAAGGCUUUGGUGAAUGGAAUCGACGCGACUUUCAGCAAUUCAUUAACGCCUCAGGCCGUUACGGCCGCAACGACUACGAAAAUAUCGCAGAAGAUAUCGAUAACAAGACCGCGGCCGAAGUCAAGCAGUAUGCCAAGGUCUUCUGGCAGCGGUACACCGAAAUUGCCGACUACAACAAGUACAUCAAAGUCAUUGAAGACGGCGAGGAGCGGAUGCGCAAGAUUGAGCACCAGAGGAAGCUGCUUCGCAAGAAGAUGUCUCAGUACCGCGUCCCCUUGCAGCAGCUCAAGAUCAACUACUCCGUAUCCACCACGAACAAGAAGGUGUACACGGAGGAAGAGGACAGGUUCUUGCUGGUUCUUCUCGACAAGCUUGGCAUCGACUCCCCCGGUCUGUACGAGAAAAUGCGAGACGAGAUCGCAGACAGCCCUCUGUUCCGUUUUGACUGGUUCUUCCUUAGCAGGACGCCCGUCGAGCUGAGCCGUCGCUGCACCACGCUGUUGACAACUAUCGUGAAGGAGUUCGAGGAUGUUCAUCCUACGAAGGGUUCGAACGGCGUCAACGGAAAGGCCAAAAGAGAAGCCGAUGACGAGGAGAACGACGAGGAUAGCAUUCUCGGCAUGGCCCCGGCGAAGAAGAAGUCAAAGAACGGCGUUAAGAACAAGGCACUAGACAACGUCAAGUCGGAGGCCGGAAGCAAGAACACAUCAGCAGCUCCUUCGAGGGCGUCCAGCGUCACCUCGACCAAGUCUGCCACCAAUGCCAAGAGUAAAUCCAAGGGCAAGAAGAAAUAG